Molecule: messenger RNA, 444 nt
Organism: Racocetra persica
Lineage: Eukaryota; Fungi; Glomeromycota; Glomeromycetes; Diversisporales; Gigasporaceae
Source: the annotation of a GenBank genome assembly
ACCCUCACGGGUAAAACUAUUACACUUGAGGUGGAGUCAUCUGACACCAUCGAUCAGGUAAAACAAAAAAUUCAAGACAAGGAAGGAAUCCCCCCGGAUCAGCAACGUUUAAUCUUCGCCGGUAAACAGUUAGAAGAUGGUCGUACCCUCUCAGACUAUAAUAUCCAAAAGGAAUCUACCCUUCACUUAGUGCUUCGACUUCGUGGUGGUAUGCAAAUCUUUGUCAAAACCCUUACGGGUAAAACUAUCACUUUAGAAGUCGAAUCUUCUGACACCAUCGACCAAGUUAAACAAAAAAUUCAAGAUAAGGAAGGUAUUCCUCCAGAUCAGCAACGUUUAAUUUUUGCAGGAAAGCAAUUAGAAGAUGGUCGUACUUUAUCUGAUUAUAAUAUUCAGAAAGAAUCUACCCUUCAUUUGGUUCUUCGACUUCGUGGUGGUCAAUAA